UUGGUUGUUUUGGAUUCAUUUUUCGAAACUUAGAUUGAGUCAUGUUAAUUCUUUUACCCAUCCUCUCACUCUGGAUCCUGCUUAUUAGGACUGAUGGAGCAAUAUGUCCAUACUUGCCAAAUACAGGGGUCAAAACUUCCUACUCUGGUAUGGCUCCAUCCCAUGUUUUCCAAGAUCCAACGUUCUGGAAACACUUCAAAAACAAGGUCAUGGAAAAAUCCUGGAAAUGCAACUUUCCCCCUCAAAUUCUCAUAGAUAAUAUCCAAGAAGAUUCAAUGCUGUACAAAGACCCCUCAGUCUUCGAAAGGCGGCGAAAAGGGGUGCUGCCAUGGGCAAAGAACGACACUCAGUGGGUCCAGGUCCUCCUCGGCGCAUGUCAAGAGUUAGCUCGAGGUCGCUCAGGUCCCUACUCACAGCAGCUGAGCAAACUCCACGUUCUGGAAGCUCUGGAAGAUUUCGUAGAACACCUGAAUUGUUUUAAUACCGUUGCCAUGGUGAUGGCGUCUGAAGGGCAACCUGUAAAGCCACUGAGUCAAGACUCUUCUCAAGUGCACGACAUCGACAAGUUAGACCCUAUCAUGCUCGUGGGCUAUUCAGAGAGGUUCGAAGAUCAAGUGAGCACUUCCGUUUGGCAGAAAUGCGUUGAGAGGCACACGCUAGUCAACCCCCACCACCAAGCACACUGCAUGUGGCACGACUGCCACUGCAUGCCACCUUGCGUCGCAAAUUGCGAAAAGCUUCGGUCGAAAGCCCUGAGGGAAAUGGUGUGCGAUAAAGUGUCGAGACGACUGCAAAAGACACUGAAUGGAACUCUGUCGAAAGAUAUGUGGGAUGUAGAAUUGACUUAUUUCGACGGACUUCCGCAAGAGUGGUUGGACAGAGCCGAAAGUAUGAUGCAAGGCAUGAAACAAUAAAAGAUGUAAACAUUAUUUUUUAAAAAAUAUCUUUUUUCCAAAGACAACUAAUGCCAUCAAAACGAAUGAAAACGAAAGUAUGACCCUAAUCUUGAAAUACUCAAAGGUAUAAAAAUUAACUAUUUUUGUCGUAAUAAUAUUAUUAUCAAAAUAAAUA
Uloborus diversus is the source of this 1071-nucleotide messenger RNA. RefSeq lists its product as uncharacterized. The record is from RefSeq and is a predicted model, not a curated record. The transcript is spliced from 3 exons. The coding region runs from base 42 to 914 and encodes 290 amino acids. NCBI's taxonomy places the organism in Eukaryota, Metazoa, Arthropoda, Arachnida, Araneae, Uloboridae.